Molecule: messenger RNA, 556 nt
Organism: Colletotrichum godetiae
Lineage: Eukaryota; Fungi; Ascomycota; Sordariomycetes; Glomerellales; Glomerellaceae
Exons: 2
Coding region: 194-466 (90 amino acids)
Source: RefSeq, a predicted model, not a curated record
GCUGGGGGAAAACACAUAAAUACUGACAGUCGAAGGCCCUUCUUGAUCCGUAUCUCUAGACUCCCAACCUCACAAGUUAUUCUAGAGUCAUAUCCACCACCCAAGUUCCAAUUACACCCACCUACCUUACCUUUCACAAGUACAAUACUUCGUACAUCUUGUACCCGGGAAGACAAAGACACCACUCCAAAAAAUGCGAUUCUCAAUGACACUCCUCUCCCUCGCCACACUGGCCAUCUCUUCAACGACAAUCCUCGCAAACCCUAUCGCCCAACCGGCGGCGGCAGAACAGCUCGAAGAUCACAAUCUUCUUUCCGCAGAAGAGACUGAAGUCAUCAAGCGCGCCGCAGAGAUUCUCGAGAACCGUCAGGGAUGGACGUGUUCGUUCUUGGGCGGCGAUAAGGCUUGUCAGGUCAAGUGCUUCGCGUUGAAGGGAACUGGUGGAUAUUGCAGCUCCAAGAAGUAAGCUCUCAUGAUUCCUUACCCUAGGUAGUCUGCGUCUUAUGUCUCUAUGGUUGUUGACUUUUUCAUAGUGUUUGCACUUGCCACUCCUGAG